AUGUCGACAGCGCCAGCGCCAUUGGAAACAUCCCCAACACCGUCUAUACCGGAGCAUCAAACAUCGAAGAAAAUGGACGGUUCCGCCGCAGGGGGUGGAAAUGCACCCCCGAUCACGAGCUCGAAGCGUGACUAUAAGGGCUUUGUUGCUGGGGUAUUCUCUGGUCUUGCGAAGCUGAGUGUUUCUCAUAGAUUCGAUACCGUGAAGGUCCGUCUACAGACGAGUAAAGAUGGGCACUUCAAGGGACCGCUCGACUGCGUGCUACAGACAGUGCGGAAAGAAGGUGUGAGUGGAUUAUACAAGGGAGCAACGCCGCCGCUGGUCGGAUGGAUGGUGAUGGACUCUGUCAUGCUUGGCUCCUUGACGCUGUAUCGCCGAUUGCUCCACGAAAACGUCUUCUCCAGGCCUGAGAUUCGUCGCAUCACACCCUUUGCCACAUACCAAGACCUGCACACAUUGCCCAGCUUUGGUCAUGGAAUUGCAGGAAUCAUGGCCGGCACAACAGUCAGUUUCAUUGCCGCGCCUGUCGAGCAUGUCAAAGCGCGGCUGCAGAUUCAGUAUGCGGCCGAUAAAUCGAAGCGCAUGUACAGUGGGCCGAUCGAUUGCACUCGUAAAAUUCUUCGUACGCAUGGACUCUCCGGCUUAUAUCGUGGCCUGUGCGCCACGAUCUUCUUCCGCUCUUUCUUUUUCUUCUGGUGGGGAUCCUACGAUGUGCUAUCCCGGUUGAUGAGGGAGCGAACGGACCUAUCCACCCCGGCCAUUAACUUCUGGGCCGGUGGUAUCUCCGCGCAGCUCUUCUGGCUCACGUCGUAUCCGUCUGAUGUGGUGAAACAGCGCCUGAUGACGGACCCGAUGGGCGGUGCUCUGGGUGACGGGCAGCGACAGUUCCGGUGGUGGAAAGACGCUGCCGUGGCGGUUUAUCGGGAACGAGGGUGGAGAGGAUACUGGAGAGGAUUUGUGCCAUGCUUCCUGAGAGCGUUCCCGGCGAAUGCGAUGGCGCUGGUUGCAUUUGAGGGUGUGAUGCGGAUUCGCCGGACCACGACUGUCGAUCCCAUAUUGACCACGUUACGCACACCAAUCCUGCGACCACAUCUCCAUCUCCUCCUCGAUCAACGCCCUUAUACUUCUUCCCCCGGUCCUCAACAGGCCACGAUGGCCGUCGCACGCCCAAUGCGACGCACAAGUCCCAUCACCUUCUUCCUGGCAGCCUUCCUCGCCUUCGGAUUCCUCUUCUUCCUCCUCUCUCCGUCCUCCUCCGCCGCCACCACAACCACCGGAGGAGACACCUCCCAGCAACGUCGCGAAGAUGCCGCAGACCACCCUCUCUCUCCUCCGACAAAACCCUUCCUCAAAUCCCAACCCGUCCGCAAUGACGGCCUCAAGGCCCCUCCACCAGUCGUCCACUACGACCUCAACAAACUCACCACCACCAGUGACUCCGCCGACAAAGGCGAACGAGUCCUCAUCCUCACCCCCCUAGCCCGCUUCUACCAAGAAUUCUGGGACAACCUCGUGCACCUCAAUUACCCCCACGAACUCAUCUCUCUGGGCUUCAUCAUCCCCAGCACGAAGGAAGGCUCCGCCGCCCUCUCCGCCCUGGAAACGGCCAUCAGCAAAACACAAAACGGGCCCAUCCCCUCCCGCUUCGCCAGCAUCAGCAUCCUCCGCCAGGAUUUCGAGCCCCCGCUGCAAUCCCAGGAUGAAAAAGAGCGUCACAAGCUCGAGAACCAGAAGGCUCGUCGCGAGAGCAUGUCCCGCGCCCGCAACAGUCUCCUCUUCACCACCCUUGGCCCGGCAACCUCCUGGGUCCUCUGGCUCGACGCAGAUAUCGUCGAGACUCCGGCGACGCUCAUCCAGGAUCUGACGGGUCAUAAUUACCCGGUCAUCGUGCCGAACUGCUACCAGCGGUACUACAAUAACGACCACAAGCAGAUGGAGGUCCGGCCGUAUGAUUUCAAUUCGUGGAUCGAUAGCUCCAAUGCCCAGUCGUUGGCGGAGAGUAUGGGUCCCGAUGACAUUCUGCUGGAGGGGUAUGCCGAGAUGCCCACGUAUCGAACACUCAUGGCUUAUCUGGCUGAUACGGAGAGUCCCAACCCGAGACGAGUGAUCGAGCUUGAUGGUGUCGGUGGCACGGCGUUGAUGGUUAAGGCCGAUGUGCAUCGUGACGGAGCUAUGUUCCCGGCGUUUCCGUUCUAUCAUCUCGUUGAGACGGAGGGCUUCGCGAAGAUGGCUAAGAGACUGGGGUAUCAGGUCUUUGGGCUGCCGGAUUAUUUUGUAUAUCACUACAAUGAGUGA
Molecule: messenger RNA, 2295 nt
Organism: Aspergillus pseudotamarii
Lineage: Eukaryota; Fungi; Ascomycota; Eurotiomycetes; Eurotiales; Aspergillaceae
Product: mannosyltransferase complex subunit MNN9
Exons: 6
Coding region: 1-2295 (764 amino acids)
Biological process (GO): cell wall mannoprotein biosynthetic process; protein N-linked glycosylation
Cellular component (GO): mannan polymerase complex
Molecular function (GO): alpha-1,6-mannosyltransferase activity
Source: RefSeq, a predicted model, not a curated record